GCUGCGGUGCGGGAGAUGCUCCGGGGAUGGGGAUGGGGGUGGAGUGCAGUUGGGAAUGUGCGGGAGAUGCUCCGGGAGCUGCGGGCACCGGGAAUGGGAUAGGGAUGGAACGGUUGGGAAUGCGCAGGGAAGGCUCUGGCAGUGGAUGAGCAGAAACAGCUGGAGUGGCACAAAGGGCUGAGCUGUUUUAGCCUUUCAGCGUCUUCUGCUGUAUUUGUAACAUCUUGGAUGCUCUCUUGCCAUUAAUGAAGCGGUGUUAAUGAGCGAGGCUUGCUGGAUUUUGUGCUUUUGCUGCAAUGGGAGCAAUGUUUGAGUGACCUUUAGCGUAACACAUGAAGGGUCAUGGACACAAACCUUUGGUUUUUCACUGUCACAUCAGCCUCAGCUUCUCCAGCCCUUGCAACAUAUUUCAGCUUUAGUUUCUAUUUGUGGAAAGCCGACUUUCUAAAGUUCUCCGUGGAUAUGUUUUCCACCACAAUUGUUACUAGCAGUGUAGUUAAGGGUUGGAGAAGAUACAAGGAGGGUGAGAGGCACUCGCGCUGCCGGUUCUUUGUGAGUAAUCCAAGAGAAACAACUGCCAACCACUGCCACGUUUUCAUCUGUUGGUAAACAUCAGCUGCUGGCUGGCCUUGAGGGAGGAAGACUGAAUUAGUUCCAGAUGGAGAACUCUUUCAGCCCAUUUAGACUUUCCAGUUGAUUAAAGCCAGCAGGCAGAAAACAUGGAGCAGCCCACAUGAAGAAUCCUGUGGAGUUUCUAUUCCUCCAAGAUGUUCUUUGAAGGACCAAACCUAGUUUUGCAGGCCCCUGGGAGAUGAAGCAUUGACCGCAUGACAUUUUUAUUUCAACAAGUGCUUUCUCAGCGUUGCUUUGCGUGAAGGACAAAGAAUAUUUUAAAAUAUUUCUUUCUUCACCUCACCAUGACGAGCGCCCUGAGCCCAGAGGCCCCGAGCCCUCCCCAGCUGGAGGAGAAGGCAAAAGGAAAAUCCCUGUUCCAGCUGGGCUCCCUCUUUGCUAACAGGAGUGAGAAAUUUGUGAUUGCUCGCAGUGACAGCUUGCCAGAGGAGAAUGUCCUGAAAAUCACAAUCACAGAGACCACGGUCAUCGAGUCCGACCUGGGCAUCUGGAACUCCCACGCCCUCAUCUACCUCACUCUGUGGUUUUUCUUCAGCUUUUGCACUCUGUUCCUUAACAAAUACAUCCUGUCCUUGCUGGAGGGAGAGCCCAGCAUGCUUGGUGCUGUUCAGAUGCUUUCCACCACCUUCAUUGGCUGCAUCAAGAUGUUUGUCCCUUGCUGUCUGUACCAGCACAAGACCCGAAUCUCCUACCCCCCAAAUUUCAUCAUGAUCAUGCUUUUUGUUGGAUUAAUGAGAUUUGCCACAGUGGUCCUGGGGCUGGUGAGCCUGAAGAAUGUGGCAGUUUCUUUUGCAGAGACUGUGAAAAGCUCAGCUCCCAUUUUCACUGUCAUCAUGUCCCGGAUGAUUCUGGGGGAAUACACUGGGUUGCUGGUGAAUCUCUCCCUGAUCCCUGUGAUGGGAGGCCUGGCUCUGUGCACAGCCACUGAAAUCAGCUUCAACAUCCUGGGCUUCUCUGCAGCUCUGUCCACCAACAUCAUGGACUGUUUGCAAAACGUCUUUUCCAAAAAACUACUCAGUGGAGAUAAAUACAGAUUUUCAGCCCCAGAGCUUCAGUUCUACACAAGUGCUGCUGCUGUGGUUAUGCUCAUUCCAGCUUGGAUAUUUUUCAUGGACGUGCCUGUGAUUGGGAAAAGUGGGAGAAGCUUCAGCUACAACCAUGACAUUGUCAUUCUGCUCCUGAUUGAUGGAGUCCUGUUCCACCUGCAGAGCGUCACAGCCUAUGCCCUGAUGGGCAAAAUCUCCCCUGUCACUUUCAGCGUUGCCAGCACUGUCAAACACGCCCUGUCCAUCUGGCUCAGCAUCAUUGUCUUUGGGAACAAGAUCACCAGCCUGUCAGCCGUGGGCACCGUCCUGGUCACCGUGGGCGUCCUGCUCUACAACAAGGCCAAGCAGCACCAGCAGGAGACCCUGCAGAGCCUGGCCAUGGCCCCACAGCCCCCCGGGCCCACCGAGGACACCGAGCCCCUCGUCCCCAAGGAGCUGGACCCCUAUGACUAAUGGGUUAAUCAUUAACAGCUGAGCAUGGCUCCAUGGAGAUCCUCCUGGAUGGGCUCGUUCCUCAAAUCCUCCUGGAUGGGGCUGUUCAUGAAAUCCUCCUGGAUGGGCUUGUUCCUCAAGUUCCUCUGAGUUCCACAAAUCCUCCUGGAUGGGGUUGUUCAUGAAAUCCUCCUGGAUGGGGCUGUUCAUGAAAUCCUCCUGGAUGGGGUUGUUCAUGAAAUCCUCCUGGAUGGGGUUGUUCAUGAAAUCCUCCUGGAUGGGGUUGUUCAUGAAAUCCUCCUGGAUGGGGUUGUUCGUCUGGUUCUUUGAGUUCCUCAAAUCCUCCUGGAUGGGCUUGUUCCACAAAUCCUCCUGGAUGGGGUUGUUCCUCUGAGUUCCUCAAAUCCUCUUCUCUGAGUUCCUCAAAUCCUUCUGGAUGUGGGUGUUCCUCAAAUCCUCCUGGAUUGAUGUGGAUGUUCCUCUGGUUCCUCUGAGUUCCUCAAAUCCUCCUGGAUGUGGCUGUUCUUCAAACCCUCCUAGUUGUGGUUGUUCCUCUGGUUCCUUUGAGUUCCUGGCAGGUCUCACCCAGGAUUUGAAGCAGGAAGGAGCUGGGAAGGAUCCAGAAAAACCUUGGGAACCUGAUGCCCCAAAGAGAGGACCUGGAACGUGGCAAACUUGGCCUUUGUUGUCUCUCCUUGACUCCAAAUUGCCGUGUCUUACGCCAAAUCACACCCAGGCCUGUGCUGGUGGAAGAACUUUGGUGUCCUGUGGGAAAACAGUUCCUGUCUCCCUCCCCAUCCAAACAAUGUGAAAAUGGGGCCCCACCACUGAAUUCUGCUGGCAGAGGGAUGCAGUUGGUGCCUUGUGGAAGUUUCUGGAUGUUCUCCCUCAUUCCUCAGCUGUGGCGCAGAGAUGGGAGAGUCCGAGGAGGGAAUUGUCCCACUCUGGCCUCUCCUCGAGCCCUGAGGGCCCCCAAACCCUGCCAGAGCUCCAGGAGCAUUGUGACAGCACAAGAAGGGAUUUUGGGGUGGAUUUUGAUUUCUGUGCGGGGCAGGAGUUGGACUGGAUGGUCCUUGUGGGUCCCCUCCCACUCAGGAGAUUCCAUAAUUCCAAGAGGGAUUGGAAUUCCCACCCUUCUCUCCCAAAAAAAACCCCAACUUUAUUGAAGAAAACUGUGGGAAAUGAGCUGUGGUGAGCUUCUGCUGCUGGCUACAAAUCCAGGAUUUGUAGUGGUUUAAAACAUAAAAAUGUAAUGUGGAAAUAUUGCAUUCCGAUCAUUUCUUGACAAAACUGAAAUGCAAUUAUUCACACACGUACCCUGUGUAAAUGGAGUGUUGAAUUCAAUAUUUGUAGUUGCUUAGUAAAAAAAAACCACUGAAAAUUGUGGUGGCAAAGGAAGCAGGAUCUCAGUGUUUCUGUAAAAAAAAUAAUUGUUGUUUUAAUUUCAUUUUGUUAUGCAUGAGGAAAGAAAUUGAUGGUUUUUUAAAAUUAUUUCUAAGAGUGCAACAAAAGGCUGCCUUUUAGAAACUCAGGGUUAUGAGUCUGACCUGUGUGUAAAAUAUCUAAUUUCUGAUUAUAUAAAAAGAACUCUCAGAGGCAUCUGUGACAGAUGGGAGGAAUAUUAACCGUAAACUGAGGCAAAUCUUUAUUUCUGCUGCUUUUAAUUUUCCUUUUAUUUUAAAGGAAAUUUGUUUUCUGUGGUAGAUCAAAGAUUAAAAGUUCGUUUUCCUUUUGAACAGUCAGUUUUGACAAAAAAAAAAGCACACAUGUAGCUACAAAAACAUUCGCAUGGACGUUUUGGGAACAAAAUUUAAAUUGAAAAUGAGUGGAUUUUAAUAAUUGUCACUCUUCUGGAAGGUUGGAGCGUGGAUGUAUAAUGGUAAAAAUAAUGGUUAUCAGGGAAUUACAAUUGGAAUUCCUGUAAAAUCACAUUUCCACACCUCAGUGGCUGCCUGGGGCAGAUUCCCCAAAGAUCUGAAGGAGAAAAAUGCCAGUUUAUUCAUCCCUGUGUAUGUGAUAUGUCUGUGGUAUUUUGUUUUCUUUUGUACUCCUGUCACUUUUAUAAAAGCUGUGGACUGUGGAGCUCUGUGGUUUUUUUUUAAAAUUUGUUUUCUGCCAAAUACACUGAGAUUUUUGAAAGGAUAACUA
Camarhynchus parvulus is the source of this 4259-nucleotide messenger RNA. RefSeq names its product solute carrier family 35 member E2A-like. Gene Ontology annotation, molecular function: antiporter activity. NCBI's taxonomy places the organism in Eukaryota, Metazoa, Chordata, Aves, Passeriformes, Thraupidae. The record is from RefSeq and is a predicted model, not a curated record. The transcript has 9 exons. The coding region runs from base 918 to 2132 and encodes 404 amino acids. Gene Ontology annotation, cellular component: Golgi apparatus.